AUGACUGCAACAACAACAGCUACAACACUUGCAAGUACAACUGCAUCAACAAUUGGUCAAACAACUACUGCUUCGACCAUUGCAAGUACAACAGCAACAACAUUAGCGAGUACUGCUGCCUCUACUGUUGCCUCCACAACUGCAAGCACAACAGCUUCUACUAUUGCAACUACAACUGGAAAACCAACCUACAACAGCCUCUACAGUUGCUUCCACUACAGCAUCAACCAUUGCAACUUCAGUACAACUGCAUCAACAAUUGGUCAAACAACAACAGCCACAACGCUUGCAAGUACAACAGCAACAACAUUAGCGAGUACUGCUGCCUCUACUGUUGCCUCCACAACUGCAAGCACAACAGCCUCUACAAUCGCAACAACUACAGGUAAACCAACAACCACAGCCACUACAAUUGCUUCCACAACAGCAUCAACCAUUGCAACCUCAGGAUUGAUGACUGCAACAACUACUGCGUCUACAAUUGCAAGUACAACAGCAACGACCAUAGGUGUCUCUACAACAGCAUCAACCACUGCCUCAACAAUUGCAACCACUGCUUCUACAAUUGCAACAAUCACAGCAUCUACAACUGAUAUUGUAUCAACAACUACAGCCAGCACAACUUCACAUGUUUCUACAACAGCUACUACACUUGCAUCUACCAUUGCUUCCACAAUUUCACAUAUAACAACCAUUGCCUCUACUACACAAACAAUGACUACCACCGCAAGUACUACAGCAACCACCACCGCAUCUACAACUGCAACAACCACAGCCAUACCUUCCACUACUGCAACAACCACUCAAACCAUGACUACUACUGCAACAACACUAGCUUCUACCACUGCAUCUACCACUGGUCCUGACACAACUUCAAUGACCAAUACAAAUACUGGCCCUGCAACAACUGCUCCUGCUACUACUGGCCCUGCAACAACCGCUCCAGCAACAACUGCUCCAGCAACAACUGCUCCAGCAACAACUGCUCCAGCAACAACUGCUCCAGCAACAACCGCUCCUGCAACAACCGCUCCAGCAACAACCGCUCCCGCAACAACUUCUCCUGCAACAACUUCUCCAGCUACAACUUCUCCAGCAACAACUGCUCCUGCCACAACUGCUCCGGCAACAACUGCUCCUGCUACCACUGCUGCAACAACAUCCCCAGCAACAACCGCUCCUGCAACAACUUCUCCUGCCACAACCGCCCCUGCUACCACUGCUGCAACAACUUCUCCUGCCACAACCGCUCCUGCAACAACCGCUCCUGCAACAACCGCUCCUGCAACAACCGCUCCUGCAACAACCGCUCCUGCAACAACCGCUCCUGCAACAACCGCUCCUGCAACAACUUCUCCUGCCACAACCGCUCCCGCUACAACAAGACCAUCUACAACCACUCCAGCAACAACUGCUCCCGCCUACUACUGCCCCUGCUACAACAAGACCGUCUACAACCACUCCAGCAACAACAAGACCAUCUACAACCUUUACAACAUUGGCCUCUACAACACAAACAUUAACCACUACAGCAUCCACAACUGCAACAACAUCAAUCUCCACAACACAGACUACAACUCAACUACCACGGCAUCAACUACAUUACCUGUGUCUACAACAGCCUCUACCAUAGCAUCAACCCUAUUCACUACCACAACCAACUUUACUACAUUGGCAUCAACAUUGGCAUCUACAUUGGCUUCAUCAUUGGCCACUACUGCCACAACUACCUACUCUACAACUGCUAGUACAAUAGCAUCCACAACCGCUACAACCGCUUCAACAACAGCCUCAACAAUUGCCACGACCACUGCAUCAACUCUGUUUACUUCUUUACCAAUAUCCGCCAUACAAACAACAACAACAUUACCAGCAACAACCGGUAUAUCAACAACACAAUCAACAACAGCAACCACCACAGGUCCAUUGUCAACAAUCACUCAAACUACCACAGCAACAACAUCUAUUGCUACGACACGACCACCCACAACUACUACAGGUCCCGUUUCUACUACAGCCUCUACAAUAGCAACAACAACAGACUCUGCUUCAACAAUAACACAAACGACAACAGCAUCAACCAUUACCUCACCUAUUACUGCUUCAACAACUGCAUCCACCAUAGCAUCCACCACAGCCUCUACAACAGAUUCAGCUUCAACUAUCACUCAAACAACUACAGCUACAACCAUUGCAUCAACAACUACUCCCACAACACGUCCUAUCACUACAACUGGUCCUAUAACUACCACCGCAUCAACAACAGCAACAACAACAGACUCUGCUUCAACACUUACACAAACAACAAUGGCAUCAACCAUAACAACACCUGUGACUGCUUCAACAACCGCAACAACAACACAAUCUACUACUGCCUCAACACUAGGUCCUAUUUCUACAAUCACUCAAACAACUACUGCAACAACUACUGCUUCGACAACAAGACCAUCUACAACAGGAGUUAAUACAGGUCCAAUAACCACAACAGCCUCGACCACAGCAUCAACAUCUGGUAUACACUCAACAAUAACACAAACUACUACGGCAUCAACCAUAACAGCACCUGUAACAGCAUCUACAACUGCAUCCACUACACAAUCUACAACAGCAACCUUAACAGGUCCACUAUCUACCAUCACUCAAACAACAACUGCCUCAACUAUUGCAUCAACCACAAGACCAGUUACUACACGUCCAAUCACUACAAUAGCAUCUACAACAGCAACAACCAUUGGAGAAGGCUCAACUAUCACACAUACAACCACAGCAUCGACCAUAACAACACCUGUGACUGCCUCUACAACUGCCACCACCAUAGCUACUACCACAGCAUCAACAACAGACUCUGCUUCAACUAUCACUGCUAGUACCACUGCGACAACCAUAGCAUCAUCCACAAGACCAGCUACAGGUAAAACUACAGCAGUAACUAGCACUACUGCCUCCACCACAGCAACAACAAUGGGAGCAUUAUCAACUAUCACUCAAACUACAACAGCAUCAACAACCGCAACAAAUCCCGCUACUACAACAACAACUAUGCCAGCAACAACACUUCCCGAUACUACAAUAACCACAACAACAUCGCCAGCUACAACAUCACCAAGUACAACAUUAGCAGCUACAACUGCAUCGGGUGUUCCAACAACCACAGCGUCAACAACUGCUUCAACCAUGUUUACCACUCAGACAACAACAGCAAGUACUACAGCAAGUACAACAGCAUCGGGUGUUCCAACAACAACAGCCACCACAACAUCGGUUCCCACUUCUGCAUCUUCAAUCACAACCGAUGGUUUGUGUCAAGGAGGAGUUUCACAGACGAAAGAAGAUACAUGGCAGAACGCUGAUGGAACAUACAGUACUCAAGUCACAUUCCUUCUAUGUAAUACAGGUCAACUCCCCAUUACUUCAUUCCAAUUCGAUGUUAUUGGUGAGCCAUUGAAGAAUUACUACGACUUUGUACUGGUCAGUGGUAAUACUUACACCAUUCAAAGCUAUCUACUACCUAUUAAGCCUGGUGAAUGUCGUACUCUUGGGUACAUUACCAACGGUCAAACCGUUGCAAAUAUCGAUAACAUUAAAGUUAGAUGUAGUGGUCCAGUCAAAUAA
Messenger RNA from Heterostelium album PN500, 3612 nucleotides. RefSeq lists its product as uncharacterized. Gene Ontology annotation, molecular function: carbohydrate binding. Lineage: Eukaryota; Evosea; Eumycetozoa; Acytosteliales; Acytosteliaceae. The transcript has 3 exons. The record is from RefSeq and is a predicted model, not a curated record. Bases 1 to 3612 code for a protein of 1203 amino acids.